GAAUGCACCCUCCUUCCGAGUUGACUCGGUGGGAAAUCCGUGUGGGGAGGAUCCUUUGUCGAAGCUGAUGCAAGGACGGGACGGGACAGGGAGAGAGAGUGAAAGGGCAGGACAAUGAGAACUAUCGAAAACAAUCUGUGUUAUCAUCAGAAACAGGCAUUACAUGGUGGAAGAAAUGUUUGGAAAUCCAAGAGUCUGAAAAGGCAUAAGGGAAGUCCUCUACUCCUCAGUGUUGAUAGCCAUGAACGUGUGAUCCCAGAAGAAGAUUGCAAAGAAAGCAGAAGGAGAAAGUGUCCAGUGUGGGGCAAAAUAUUCAAAUAUUAAUUAAACAGACAUUGCAGAACCCACAGAAAGGGAGAAAUAUAUGAAUGAGUGGAGUGUAGGGGGAGCUUCAGUUGCAGUCACAGCCUGGCUGAGCAUAAAAUAAUCCACACAGGGAGAAUCCACUUAAAUGUAUGAAGUGUGCAAAGUGCUUCAGUUGUAGCAAAAGCUGUAUUUCAUAUCAAAGAAUCCACAGAGGAGUGAAACUGUUUUAAUGUGUUCAGUACAGAAAGAGCUUCAGUAAUAAUAGAAAACUUAUUCUGUGUCAAUGAACCCAUACUGGGAAGAAGCUGUAUAAACGUAUGGAGUGUGAAAAGAGCUUUAGUCCUAGUGGGUGCCUUACUUUACAUCUAAGAAACCAUACAAGGGAAAAACCAUAUAAAUGUAUGGAGUGUGGAAAGAGCUUCAGUCGUAAUGGACACCUUACUUUACAUCUAACAACCCACACUGGGGAGAAACCAUAUAAAUGUAUGGAGUGUGGAAAGAGUUUCAGUCAAAGUGGAAGCCUUACUUUACAUCAAAGAACCCACACAGGAGAGAAACCAUAUAAAUGCAAGGAAUGUGGAAAGAGUUUCCAUUUCAGAGGUGUUCUUAAUCAACAUCAAAGAACUCACACAGGGAUGAAGCCAUAUAAAUGUAUGGAGUGUGGAAAGAGCUUCAGUCAGAGUGGAAAUCUUACUUCACAUCAAAGAACCCACACUGGGGAGAAACCAUAUAAAUGCAAGGAAUGUGGAAAGAGCUUCAGUCAAUAUGUACAACUUACUCAACAUGAAAGAAUCCACACAGGCGUGAAGCCAUAUGGAUGUGUGGAGUGUGGAAAGAGCUUCAGUCGUAGAGAUAGCCUUACUUCACAUCAAAGAACCCAUACGGGGAUAAAGCCAUAUAAAUGUAUGGAGUGUGGAAAGAGCUUCCGUUUUAGCUGCAACCUUUCUUUACAUCAAAGAACCCACACGGGGGUGAAGCCAUAUGAAUGUGUGGAGUGUGGAAUGAGCUUUAGUCAGAGCAGUAGCCUUACAUCGCAUCAAAGAACCCAUACAGGCGAGAAACUAUAUAAAUGUGUGGAGUGUGGAAAAAGCUUCAGUCAAAGAGGAGGACUGACUUUACAUCUAAGAAUCCACACAGGAAUGAAGCCAUUUAGAUGUAUGGAGUGUGGAAAGAACUUCAGUCAGAGCAGUAGCCUUACUUCACAUCAAAGAACCCACACAGGGAAUAAACCAUUUAAAUGUGUGGAGUGUGGAAAAUGUUUUCGUCGUAGUGACAGCCUAACAACACAUCAAAGAACCCACACAGGGUUGAAACCAUAUGAAUGUGUGGACUGUGGAAGGAGCUUUGGACAGAGCAGUAGCCUUACUUCACAUCGAAGAACCCAUACAGGGGAGAAACCAUAUAAAUGUGUGGAGUGUGGAAAGAGCUUUAGUCGGAGAAAUAGCCUUGCUUCACAUCAAAGAACCCACACUGGGGAGAAACCGUUUAAAUGUGCAGAGUGUGGAAAGAGUUUCACUCGUAGUGACAGCCUAACUUCACAUCAAAGAACCCACACAGGGGUGAGGCCAUGUGAAUGUGUGGAGUGUGGAAAGAGCUUUCGUCACAGCAGUAAUCUUAUUUCACAUCGAAGAACCCAUACAGGGGAGAAACCAUAUAAAUGUAUGGAGUGUGGAAAAAGUUUCAGUUGUAGCGGACACCUUAGUUUACAUCUAAGAACCCAUACAGGGGAAAAACCCUUUAAAUGUAUGGAAUGUGGAAAGAGCUUCAGUCAAAGAGCACAGCUUAUUACACAUAAAACAACCCACACCGGGGUGAAGACAUAUAAAUGUAUGGAGUGUGGAAAAAGCUUCAGUUGUAGUGGACACCUUCGCUUACAUCUGAGAACCCAUACAGGGGAAAAACCGUAUAAAUGUGUGGAAUGUGGAAAGAGCUUCAGACAAAGAGGACACCUUAUUACACAUCAAAUAAUCCACACUGGGGUGAAGACAUAGGGAUGUGUGGAAUAUGGAAAGAGCUUCAGGCACAGUGGAAAGCUUACAUCACAUCAAAGAACCCACACGAGGGAGAAACUAUGAACGUAUGGCAUAUACCAUUUUCAAACUGCAGAGAUCAUUUUCCAGUCUUUCAGCAUCAGGACCACAUCUGUCAGAGACUGCACAAUUCUUCUCAGUGGAGAGACUCUGGCACAACAUAUCUUUUACUUCUCAUCCAGGAAACUGCAAAUGUCAAGAGCUGGGGGCACUAACCCAGCACUCGGAGGUGCCAUGGACACUGAGAAGACCUUUGUGUGUGUCCCAGCCCAGGGGCCCAGACUCUGAGCUUUGUUUAGAAAGAACAAGUAAGUUUCUAUCUUUCCUAAAAGGAAGGUUGUGAAGAAAAUGUGCCGGUACCCUUCUAAGUGAUUUCUGCAAAAUGAGUCAGUCUAGCUGCUCCCGCCUGUCAAUCCUUUUACUCAGUGAGUGAAGUCAGAGCUGUGACUGAUAAGUGAGUUGUUUGGACACCAGGCAAUAGGAAUCCCUGUGGUCCUAAAGACCUCCUCUUUUCCUUCCCUUUUUAACUGUGCUUUUCCUGGUUCUGUCUUCUUUUCUAGUAGUCCAUGGAAUCUCCGUAGUUUGCUCUUCCAUUUUCUUAGCAACUAGGAUGCAUCUUUCCUGUACUCCUUAGAACAGGAGUGACCAACCCUCUUAGACCAAUGGGAACAUUUAGAAUUCUUAGAGAAUGCUGCAGAAGGAUGUUAAAGAGCCCCAUCCCCAAAUGGCAAAUGCAAAAUAUAAAACUUUUCAAAGACGCUUAGGGAUUUCUCCUGCUGUGCAGGAGCUGAUGCCCAGGCGCUCAUUAAGAAUUCACUGUAUAGUUUGUUUACAUGUGCACAAUGGUAUACAUAUCUACUUCAGAAGUAAGUCUCUUUGUGUUUAAUGGGGCUUGCUCCCAGGUAAAUGGGUAUUGGUUGCAGCCUGGCUUUGGUUGAGGAUUGGCAUUUGGGAAAACAGCUGUACCUCCAGAAUCAGGACCAGCAAGACAUGGCUGACUUCCCAUGGUAAGCAUGAGGUUGUCCGAUAUCGGGGGGAAUAUCAUACUCUCUCUAACUUUGUGUGAUGCCAUACCCCUAUGGAGCCAUUUUGUAGCAUGCACCCUUGGCACCCUCUCAAAAUUCCAAAUGUGCCCCAUGUCCAAAAAGCUUUACAACCCCGGUCAAGAGUGCAGAAAGCAUAUAUGUUUGAAGCAGGCUUACAUUACAUCAGGGGUGGGGAGCUCCAGCCGGUGGGCCUGAUUUAGCCCAGCAGAGGUCUAUCUGUUUGACCGCUGAGGCCACGCGCCUGACAUCUGCCCCAUAUCUGAUAUGUGACCUCAGGUGUGGGACAGGUAACAAUGAAGCUAGAAAAUAACAAUCUAGAGCAGUGGUUCCCAACCCUUAUGAGCACGGGACCCCCUUUAUAAGCUGAAAAAAAAUUGUGACCCCCUCCCCCCAGGGAGGCAGGCUGGCUGCCAGGAAGGAAGGGGGAAAGCAGCCUUUCUUUGCAGGCUUGCUUCUUUUUGCUUCACAAAAAGCCCUCUCCUCUCAUUCUAAGCAAGGGCAUUGCCAGUAGCGGCAGUGCAAGGAGACGGGAAUCAGUGAUAGUAAUCCCCUCUUCUUCUUGGUAGCUCCACCCUCAGCCUCCUUUGGCAUCUGCCAUGUAUUUUAUAGGCAGAUGCCUGCCCUUAGUGCGCCUGAAAGACGCUCUGGCGCUUCAGCAAAAGGCCUCCCCUCUCGUUUGGAGCAAGGGGGAGGUGUCAUCUGCAGCGGCAGCGGAAAGCAGACUGUAGAAGGAGUGAAGACUUUUAAAAAAUAAAUAAAUAAAUAAUUCAUUUCUUUACUGUUCACGGCCCCCUCUGGAUUACUUUGUGGCCCCCCUGGGGGUCGUGGCCCUCAGGUUGGGAACCACUGGCCUAGAGCUUAAAGUAAGCUGCGGGGUGGUCCUUUACUGGAGCAUGGUGCUCUCCCACCACCUGUCGGCUCCUGGGUGGUGGGGAGUGUGCUUACUUCAGUGGCAGGAAGUGUUUGGCGUUGAAACCACAGGUAAAGGAAAGGGGGAAAAGCUCAAUUAAAUGAACCAAUAAAUGAGCAAGAAAAGGAUGUUGGGAUAUUGGAGAGCUUCACAUCAUUCUUCCGUAGACUCCAUCUUAGCUCCAACAGUAUUCACACAAGCAGUAUUUUUUUUCUUAUGCCUUUUUGCAAUUUAUCUCUUCUCUAGAACGCUUUCAGAUUUCUUGCUAUUUGUAAUAAUUUUACACCGGCAUAGGCUUUUCUGCAUGGAGUUCUCCACAUACCUUUUGUAUAGCUCUCAUAAAUCUUUAUUUGUUUGGGAGAUUUUUAACUUCUGCAUGAUCGGAACUGUACUGUGUGAUUUUUACCCAGUGCUGGGUUUUUUCCCCCUGAGCUUCCGCCACAUGUGCUGUUGCCAUUGGGAACCCUUGUGUGUGAACCAUGUAUCCCUUUAAACAUGCCUCCUACAGAGGAGGAGGAUCUUGUGCUAGAAAUGAACCUAGCGUAUCCUAGGGCUGUGCCUGAAUAGUGUGUGUACAACCCAAGAAUGUGGAUCGACAACAGGUUUACAGCAAAGCUUUCUUUCAUUGAAAGAAAAGAGAAGAAUAGAGAGAAAAAAUUAUUGGGUGUGUGGCAGCAUUACCGUAAUUAUGACCAAACUAGGCAAAGGGAGUUGGGCAGUGAAGUCCAGCUCUGUGAUGUGAAGGAGCUCUUGACCAAAAGCAGGAAGGAAUCCCUCUGCUUCAGGGUUUGCAACGAGACACAGACUUCCCUUCCAGACUUGUGUUGUGUUCCUUGAGAGCGUAGAGGCACGUUGGAGCUCAGGUCACCAUCAUGUGUCUCAAACCACAUUCUGAAAUGUUUCCGCUUCACAUAUGAAGGGAGAGGUGAGAAUGGGGUGCCUUUGUGCUGGAAGAGUACAUCUGCUGGCACUCUGAGAAAAAACACUUUCCCCCCCUUUUCUAACACUAAUUUCUAACAUUGUUUAGGAGAGAUUUUCUGCCAGGCUUAAGGGAAAUCUGCCAAGAAAAAAAGAAACUCCUGUACUGUACUUGAUGUCCCUUGGGGAGCUGUCAAAGUUACUAAUCUGUGGGUUGUUGCAAUUUACAGCCUGCCUCCAUGUCUUUACCAUAAUCAGGAGGGCACAAUGGGUUAGGAAAACAAGGGUGGAGAGUAGCCCAGGGUGCUUUUGUGGUUGUCCAGUCUCUGGCCUGGUCUUGAAACUCCAGUGAGACAUCUCUUGAAGACCUUUUCUAUCUAGACAGGCCUAUGUAAUUGUAUAAUUUUUAGAUCGGCCACUCAUUUUAAUGAUCAUUUUGUAAUGUUUGUAUAUUUUGUAAUGUAUUUUAUUGUAUAUAUUGGCGUACACCAUGUUAUACUGUAUGAAUGAAUGAUGUAUUGUAUGAAUUGCCCUGCUUGAAGAAGAGCGUUCAGGAGUGCACUUUAAGGUUUCUAAUCAUUUCUUUGCAGCUGUGGGUUUACGUGGGUUCGCUUAGGGGAAAAUGGCCUUAUGGGCCAGAUGAUCACCCCUACUGGGAAUAAUUUGUCCCACAGACAGCUUGGACUAUAGUAAGCAUUAAACAGAGGCCCAUUGGAGUUUAGAUAUAAUUUAGCAGCGGAAGCUAAUUUUAAUAAUGUGUAUUUAAAUCCUUGCAUGUAAUAGACCAAGGGUCAUCAGCUUUUUUGGCCCAGUGGGCAUGUUUCAAAUUUUGAGAAAGUGCUGUGGGCCCCAGUCACGAAAAUGGCUGCCAGGAUGGGCAUAGCAUAGCAUACCAAGGGAUUCAUUUCUAAAAGAGCCGGUGGGGAGGGGGGGACAUUACCACAACAAGGUGUGAGUAUGCUGCCCACCAUCCGUGGGGGGAAUGGCACCUCUCUUCUGCUCAGAAUGGGUGGGAGUAUGAGUUUCAAAUCCAGGUAUCCAGUGAAAUGUGGGCAUUUCUGAGGGGGGGUGUUCAGUGUAGAAUAAGUUGAGCCAGUGCAAGCAGGAAGUGAGCAGGAAGAACAAACAUUGUGGAUUGUGGAUGUUUGAAGCAAUAUAUACUCAGAUCUUUUACAGAUGCCAGAGGAUGUACUGGUAGGUACCCUCAGGCACCACAUUGGCAAACCCCAUAAUAGGCAUUUGACCCGAUGUUUUAACACUGUUUAUUUUGUACAUUAUUUUCCCAAGUAACUUUAUUGUUGCCUGCAUACACUGGUUCCAUAAAGUUUUCCUUCCCCAAGAUUCAUCUAUGUAUCAUGUGCUUUUGAUUUUCCUUUGAUAUCCUUUGUAGAUGAUGUUUGAAUCUUUAAUAAAAUUAUUAUUAUUAUUA
Molecule: messenger RNA, 6639 nt
Organism: Rhineura floridana
Lineage: Eukaryota; Metazoa; Chordata; Lepidosauria; Squamata; Rhineuridae
Product: zinc finger protein 420-like
Exons: 2
Coding region: 624-2297 (557 amino acids)
Biological process (GO): negative regulation of transcription by RNA polymerase II
Molecular function (GO): DNA-binding transcription repressor activity, RNA polymerase II-specific
Source: RefSeq, a predicted model, not a curated record